AUGCUAAUUGAAUUGCUCAAUGACCCACUUCACCUUGUCGAUCUAAAUCCAGUUUUAGCAACUUUGAAAGCUUCCAUGAGACAGCAUUUUCUAGGUAUGAGCCGCUAUCCCCUCUACGGCGUCAACGAUGACGCCGUUUGGGCCCGCGGUGGUCCAAUGCCGGAGCCACCACGUGGUGCCUCCGUGCAACCACUACAUCCAAGCCUACCUUAUUCUACUUAUCCAGCUACAACCACUCACACUACGAUCGUACAUUCGCAACUAAAGCCAGUAGCAGAUGCUGAUAUAUACAAGGUAGGCAUUUAUGGAUGGCGGAAACGAUGCCUCUAUAUAUUUAUUCUUCUCUUGACAAUAAUUAUUGUUUUAAACCUAGCCAUGACUGCAUGGAUUAUGUCAGUGUUGGAUUUCUCCACCGAUGGCAUGGGUGCUUUGAAAAUCCAAGAAGAUGGGAUUCGAGUGGAAGGGCGAGCGCAGUUUGACAAACCGGUCACAUUUUCACAUUUAAGCACUGCUAGAGACGAAGCUCUAACGAUAGACUCAUUUCGUGGUAUACAUAUGCAAGCCCGUAACUCCAGCGGGCAAGUUUCUGCUCGAAUGUCACUCACAGCCGACGGUAAGACUCAGGCGAUUUGCAAUCGAUUCGAGGUUUUUGAUCCCAACAAUCGACUGUUAUUCUUUGCUGAUUCGCAAGAAAUUGGACUUAAAUUGGAAAAUUUGCGAAUAUUG
Strongylus vulgaris is the source of this 726-nucleotide messenger RNA. The record is from the annotation of a GenBank genome assembly. Lineage: Eukaryota; Metazoa; Nematoda; Chromadorea; Rhabditida; Strongylidae.